CGCACCGCGCGCAUCCGGCGAGGACAGCGGGCGACCGCGGGCACUGGCAAGGGCUGCGGGACUUGGGCUUGUCCUCAGAAAAGAAAUCUUUUGAUUACUUUGACACUGUGGAAUAAAGAGGGGGGAAAAAGAGACGAGGCGCACACGCUACACCUUCCACCUGCUCUAAGGGGAUUCCAGUGUAAAUGUCAAGAGAUUCCUGAGCUCUCUUUGCCAUCGGAGGAAGAAAUAGACACACGCGCGCGCACACACGCACGCUCCGGACCUCACUCCCAAGCCCUGCACCAGCGCACACCACCAGACUUCGGUUCCCUAUGCCCCUGAACGGGGACGGCGGAUUGGCAUCUUGGAAGCGAUGCGAGAGCGGUAAGGCUGGCGCGGGCCCGCGGAAGCUGCAGGAGCAUCGCUAGGUGUUGCCGCCACCAGGAAGCCGGGCUGCAGGAUGAGUAAGAGAUACUUACAGAAAGCAACAAAAGGAAAACUGCUAAUAAUAAUCUUUAUUGUAACCUUGUGGGGGAAAGUUGUAUCCAGUGCAAACCAUCAUAAAGCUCACCAUGUCAAAACGGGCACUUGCGAGGUGGUGGCUCUCCACAGAUGCUGUAAUAAGAACAAGAUAGAAGAACGGUCACAAACUGUCAAGUGCUCCUGCUUCCCUGGGCAGGUGGCAGGCACCACGCGAGCUGCCCCAUCUUGUGUGGAUGCUUCAAUAGUGGAACAGAAAUGGUGGUGCCACAUGCAGCCAUGUCUUGAGGGAGAGGAAUGUAAAGUUCUUCCAGAUCGGAAAGGAUGGAGCUGUUCUUCUGGGAAUAAAGUAAAAACAACUAGGGUAACCCAUUAACUAAGAAUAAAUCAAGGGAUCCUCAAGGCUGAUUACAUUGAACAUAUGCAUAAAAACUUCACCUCAGAAGUUUUCUUGAAGGAAGAUUUUUAUACUGCUCAGAAGAGGCACUCCAGACUCUUAUUUCCAAGGGAUUUCAUGGCUCGUAAUCAGCAUUUUCUUGAAAUCAAGACUUACAAAAAGUCAGAAAUGAACUUCUAUGUCAUGAAGAGUUCCUCAGAUUUGAACUGUGUUCAGCUUGUAAAAUUGCACUUGCUAUAAGAAUCUGAAGUCGCCAUCUGAAGAGUUGGUGUUUCCGGGUAUGUCAGAGACACUUGCCUUUUGGGCUCUCGGCUCCAAAUGUGACUGCUUUUCUUGUUUCUGAAAGUCUCCCAAGUGCACUGGCCUUCUGUCAUGGAUGUGUUCCUGGGUCUGGUCCUGUGUUCAGUGGCUAGUGGGACUGUAUAUGGCUUUAGUGACAUUUCCUUUACAAACUUCUCCUCUGGCAUGGUGUGGACUGAGAUUAUUUUAUUUGUAUCCUAAUCUUGGAGCUCUGAAAGCCUACAUGUUUUAACAUCUUAAAAUUGCUUUUGUUAAAGGAAUGGAAAAAUAUAUCCAGUGAUAAUAAUUAUUGUUGGCAAGUAAUAGUUACCUGAAUACAUCAAUCACAUAAGAAUGUAUAGACUAGCUGACAUGUUUCCCCAAGGCUAACACACUACUGCAGCUCUCUGUCAGUUAAAUAAGUAGUAGUUAGAACUGAAUUACCGUUUUCAUUAUAUACUAUUUUGUACCUCUAGAGCACUCUCCCUUUCUGUUUUUUUUUUA
Molecule: messenger RNA, 1642 nt
Organism: Pteronotus mesoamericanus
Lineage: Eukaryota; Metazoa; Chordata; Mammalia; Chiroptera; Mormoopidae
Gene: TAFA2
Product: TAFA chemokine like family member 2
Exons: 5
Coding region: 443-838 (131 amino acids)
Molecular function (GO): receptor ligand activity
Source: RefSeq, a predicted model, not a curated record